AUGGAAAAAGAACCACUGAAACAGACAACUUCAUUUGUCCUGAUUGCUGUCAAACGGUGCUCAUUUCAUGUUCUUUACUCAUCAUGGAUUUACUCAAAUCUGCUGUGGAUUGAAACAGUCAUGUUAAGCAUCAUAAAUGUUGCAGAAUUCCUUGGAAAUUUGUCCGUCUGUUAUGCUGUGUACCGAAACCAAAGACUCCGCACACUUUCCAACAUGUUUGUUGUUUCGUUGGCUGUGAGUGAUAUUCUGAUGUCCACCUGCUGUAUGCCAUUUUCUGUUGUUACUUUAAAUCGUGGCAAGUGGAUCUUUGGAGACAACUUCUGUCGAUUCCAUGGAUUCGGAGUGUUUACAUUUGGACUAGCAUCGUUGCACACCAUGGUACUAAUUGCAGUAAGUCGAUAUUUCUGCAUUGUCAAACUUGAGAGGUACAUCGUGUUAUUCAAAAGGCAAAUAAUUCUGCUCUACAUCGGUGUUUUCUGGUGUACCGUUUUCAUUGGCUCCGUUCCUCCCUUUUUAUUCGGUCAUGGUGGCUUCGAAUUCCAACCGGGGAAGGCAUUGUGCCUGUACACAUUCGACACCAACAUAGCAUACACCGUCUUCAUCGAAUGUAUCUACAUCGCGACACCUUUGACAUUAAUAAGAAUCUGCUAUGUAAAAGUAUUCUACACCGUGUCACGAUCCAAUCGAGUUUUCUCCGUGGAAAUUAACCCCCACGUUCUAAGAGCUAACGUCGAAGAAGCCAAAGUGACUAAGACUUUAGCUGCUGUUAUGGUUGGUUUUGCUUGUUGUUGGCUUCCAGUGUGUAUCAUCGACUACAUUGAUGCAGCUCAAGGUGAACCCACUUUGCCCAGACAAGCUUACCUUACAUACGGUUUCUUGGUCUAUUUAAGCAGCACAAUCAACCCGUUCAUUUAUGGAGCCUCAAAUAAGCAUUUCAGACGAGAACACACGGCGAUUUUAAGCGACACGUUUUGUAUUAAAAUCUGUCGUUGCUCAGAAACGUACGAAGCAGAGUCUUCCAGCGAUUGUCGAAGAAAUGGCCUAAAAGUGAGGCCUUGUUAGGGGAGGUUCAGUCAUC
Molecule: messenger RNA, 1078 nt
Organism: Stylophora pistillata
Lineage: Eukaryota; Metazoa; Cnidaria; Anthozoa; Scleractinia; Pocilloporidae
Product: melatonin receptor type 1B-like
Biological process (GO): G protein-coupled receptor signaling pathway
Cellular component (GO): membrane
Molecular function (GO): G protein-coupled receptor activity
Source: RefSeq, a predicted model, not a curated record